UAUUUUCUUAAUACUUCGCCCAUCAUGCUACGCAGAGACUAUGCAUACCUCACCUUCUUCCUCAUCCAUAUCCCCAUCAUCUUCCUAAUCGACACGGUCCCCCUCCAACCAACCUUCCUCCGCACCGACCUCUCCCAAUCCCUGCGCAACUUCUACAUCACCACCUAUCGCGAUAAGUUCUUCGAGGAGCCCGCCCCGGUCUGGUUCACCACCUUUAUCUGGAUGGAACUGCUGUACCAUGUUCCCCUGAGUGCGUGGGCUGUCUGGGCACUACUCCGAGAUCAUCCUCUCGUGCCUGUCAAUCUGCUUAUCUUUGGCGUCCAGGCUUGUGUGACGUCUUUGACUUGUUUGGUCGAUGUGUGGAGUUGGGAGGAUCGCUCAACCGACGAGAAGGUGCAGAUUACGUAUCUGUACGGGCCUUAUGUGGCUUUGGGUGCCUUGAUGGCCUUGGAUAUGGUCUUCCGCUUACGAGACAAAUUGACCAAGCCCAAACGCGACUAA
This is a messenger RNA of Penicillium verhagenii, 501 nucleotides long. RefSeq names its product EXPERA domain-containing protein. The record is from RefSeq and is a predicted model, not a curated record. Gene Ontology annotation, cellular component: endoplasmic reticulum. The annotation marks the transcript as partial. NCBI's taxonomy places the organism in Eukaryota, Fungi, Ascomycota, Eurotiomycetes, Eurotiales, Aspergillaceae. The transcript is spliced from 3 exons.